CCAUGAACAGCGGCGGGCUCCCCUGUUCCCCGCCGGUGGCUGCUGCCGCGGCGGUGGGGCCGCCCCCGGGGCCGGGGGUUCCGACGGCGGCGGCGCCCGGCGGGCUGAAGCUCAAGUUCUGCCGCUAUUACGCCAAGGACAAGACGUGCUUCUACGGCGAGGAGUGCCAGUUCCUGCACGAGGAGCCCGGCGGAGCCUCUGCCGCCUGUCCCGGGCCUCCGCCGCCGGUCGCCCUCGGAGGGCUUCCGCUUGGGCUCGCUCCUGGUUCCGCUGCUCCUGCCGUCGCUGCCUCGCCCGGACACGGCGGUGGCUACCCGGGGCAUGGGGCAGCGGCGCCGGUGGCGGGGCCUAAGAAGCCCCCCGAGUUGGUGGGAGGAGGCGGAGGGGCAGGCGGCGGACACGGAGCAGCCGGCGGCGGAGGGGGGCUGGACGGACCCCGGCUGGCCAUUCCAGGCAUAGAUGGAGGUGCCCUUGCUGAAGCUAGUCUUACAGAUUCCUACUUCAGUACCAGCUUCAUUGGAGUUAAUGGGUUUGGAAGUCCUGCUGAAACAAAGUAUCCUAUGAUGCAGAGGAUGACAAAUAGCAGCAGUUCUCCAAGCCUUCUCAAUGACAGUGCCAAGCCAUAUGCAGGCCAUGAUCCCCUCACUUCACCUGGUUCAUCCCUGUUUAAUGACUUUGCUGCCCUCAGCUUAUCUCAAAGGAGAAAACCAAGGAAGUAUCGACUGGGGAUGCUGGAGGAGAGGAUAGUUCCGGUGGGAUCAAAGGCACGAAAAUCAAAGAACUCUAUUGGCUGCUUGGCUGACAGGUGUAAAACAGGAGUACCCAUCAAUAUGGUUUGGUGGAACAGAGUCACAGAAAACAAUUUACAGACACCAAAUCCCACUGCAAAUGAAUUUAUUCCUAAAGGAGGAUCAACCUCCCGUCUCAGUAAUAUGUCGCAGUCAAAUAUAUCUGCCUUCUCUCAAGCCUUGUUCUCUCAUCCUUCCAUGGGAGGUCCUGCAAAUGCUGGGCUAGCUCCAGGAAUGUCACUGUCAGCGGGAUCUUCUCCCCUUCAUUCCCCUAAAAUUACUCCUCACACGUCUCCUGCUCCUAGACGAAGAAGUCAUACACCAAACCCAGCAAAUUAUAUGGUGCCUACUAGUGCCUCUACACCGGUUACUAAUGCUGUUUCCCAGCCCCCAGCUACUGGCCAGGUGAUUCAGAAGGAAACUGUGGGUGGCACAACCUAUUUCUAUACUGAUACAACUCCAGCACCUCUAACUGGAAUGGUAUUCCCAAAUUAUCACAUUUAUCCUCCAACUGCACCUCAUGUUGCUUACAUGCAGCCAAAAGCUAAUGCACCUUCCUUCUUCAUGGCAGAUGAACUACGACAGGAGCUGAUCAACAGACACUUAAUUACAAUGGCUCAGAUAGACCAAGCAGAUAUGCCUGCUGUCCCAACAGAAGUUGACAGCUACCACAGCCUUUUCCCUUUAGAACCACUGCCACCACCCAAUCGGAUACAGAAAACAAGCAACUUUGGGUACAUAACAUCAUGCUACAAAGCUGUAAAUAGCAAAGAUGAUCUGCCAUAUUGCCUUCGGAGGAUACAUGGUUUUCGUCUUGUUAACACAAAGUGCAUGGUGUUGGUUGACAUGUGGAAAAAGAUCCAACACUCAAAUAUUGUAACAUUGCGAGAAGUAUUCACCACUAAAGCAUUUGGAGAACAUUCUCUUGUGUUUGCAUAUGACUUCCACGCUGGAGGAGAGACUAUGAUGAGCAGACACUUCAAUGACCCUAGUGCUGAUGCCUAUUUCACAAAAAGGAAGUGGGGUCAGCAUGAUGGACCUCUGCCUCGGCAACAUGCUGGAUUGUUGCCUGAGUCCUUGAUUUGGGCCUACGUUGUUCAGCUCAGUUCUGCAUUGCGGACCAUUCAUACAGCAGGGCUGGCCUGCCGAGUAAUGGACCCCACAAAAAUUCUGGUAACUGGCAAAACAAGGUUGCGAGUGAACUGCGUUGGAGUCUUUGAUGUGUUAACAUUUGAUAACAGCCAAAACAAUCCCCUGGCCCUAAUGGCCCAGUAUCAGCAAGCGGACUUGAUUUCCCUUGGGAAAGUUGUGUUGGCUUUGGCUUGCAAUUCUUUGGCAGGAAUUCAGAGAGAAAAUUUGCAGAAAGCUAUGGAACUGGUGACAAUCAACUAUUCCUCUGAUUUGAAGAAUCUUAUUUUGUAUUUGCUGACUGACCAAAACAGGCUUCGAAGUGUAAAUGAUAUCAUGCCUAUGAUUGGUGCAAGAUUCUAUACUCAGUUGGAUGCUGCCCAAAUGAGGAAUGAUGUAAUAGAAGAAGACCUUGCAAAGGAGGUUCAGAAUGGAAGACUAUUUCGGCUUCUUGCAAAACUGGGAACAAUCAAUGAGAGGCCAGAAUUUCAGAAGGACCCAACGUGGUCAGAAACUGGAGACAGAUAUCUCCUGAAACUCUUUAGGGAUCAUCUUUUCCAUCAGGUGACAGAAGCGGGUACUCCCUGGAUAGACCUCAGUCACAUUAUCUCUUGUCUUAACAAGCUAGAUGCUGGUGUGCCAGAAAAAAUAAGCCUCAUUUCCAGAGAUGAGAAGAGUGUACUUGUGGUAACAUAUAGUGAUCUAAAGCGCUGCUUUGAAAAUACUUUUCAAGAACUGAUUGCAGCUGCGAACGGCCAGUUGUAGUACUUGCUGAAAGCAUGCAGGACAUUGCUGAGGAACGUAACCGUAGCAAAUUGCACUACAGCUGAUUGUCAUCAUCUCAUUUCACAUUUUGGGAAACAAAACAGCAGGAGAUGUUGCACUUCAGUCAGGUACACUGUUACGUGAAGGGAAGAAUGUUUUUGCUUGCCCUUGAGCUCUGGCUGCCAUUGGAGGCUUUAUCUGUGAAGAAUUUAUUUUAAAAUAAGGAACACAUCAGGGGCAUGAUGUUCCUGCUUUUAUUUUUUCCACUCGUAUAUGCACUAAUUUUAAUUUUUUAAAGACUUUCUGAUCUCUGAUGUUUUGCCACAUUGGAUACUUACUAAGGGAAUCUCUUUGCAAGGACAUUUCUGGGAUAAUCUUUUUUUUUUUUUUUGCCACUGAGUAUACUGCAGAAUUUAUUCAUUUUGAUAUUAUUUUGCACCCCAGAUUACUAUAAAGGACCAGGUAAAUAAUUUCAUAGAAAUUGUGUUCUGUACAUUACAGUGUAGCUUGUAACUUCUGUAAAACUGUGUCAUAUGUCACCCACUGUUAGGUUAACCAAUCAAACCAGAAGGUGCAUAUUUAAGAAAACAAAACAAAAAAAAAAUCAAGGUAUUGUAGGUAUAUCACAUGUAAAAUCCCGUUUUAUUUGGUUGAAGCUUUGUCUAAGCAAAACAGCACCAUUUGAGACCUGUAACUUCAGGAGCAUAUCCAAAUUGCUCUAAACACAACCAGCGCCUUUUAAAUAAAAUACCUGUUUGUAUAUUUUCCUGCUAAUCAGAUGCAUUUACAUUUAUGCAAUUUUUAAUAGAAUUUUUUAUAAGACAUUGUGUUACAGGCCUGAGGUUUCAGGAGUGUAUUCCUUUAAGUUACUUAUGGUAUACUUUUUUUUGUAUAAAGUUCUGUUCUUUGAACCACAGCUUUAUUAUGGUACUUUACACUGGAUACAGAUACAGAGACACUGUUCAGAGGAUUAACUACACACAGCAGUUGUCUGGCAUCAAGAGCGUUUGAAGUUUUAUAGCCUGAUUCUGGAGCAAUGAUGGUCUGCUGUGCCUUUGCAGUCACUGCUUAGCCCAAAGUAAUAUUACUUUUGAUAAUACUCAACACAUGAAUAUUCAGUUUUCAUGUCUGGAUUCUGCCCCCACCGUACCACAGUUAACUUUGUGAUAUCGGAUCCACAGUUGUCCGCAAGCUUGGUUAUUCAAGGGAAUUUGUAGUAAAACACCUAUACUUUGAUACUGAAGACUGCCAAAUAUGUAGGACUAUUUUUCCUUUCUUAAAGCAGUAGUGAAGACUGUGUAUCUACAUCCUUUCCCCAGCACUGAAUGUUCAAUAGCACUGGGUGCUCACCAUGAAGAAAAAGUGGAAAUUCUUCUCCAAAAGGUGUCAGGACUGACUCAAAGCACUUGCAACUGAUGUUACCGGCAUCCAUUUUAUUAAUUCUCAAUAUUUGUAAAUUUCAGGUGAAUUUUUAAUAAUUCUCUCCAGUUUUAUAAGCUUUAAUAAUGACACUCUGACUUUAGAUUUGCCUCAAGAAAAGCAGUGCUCUUCAUAAUGAAGGCUUUGGAAGACUAGAGACACACUUGGCACCUUUUAAUGAGACAUGGUGGAGCCUGCAAUUGGUAGCAUCAGUUGAUGAGCUUAAAUCAAUAAAAUCAAUUAUCAGUUAAUCUGGAAAAAGUUUUAAGUGGAACAUAAUGUUUAAUAUUCAGAGAAUAACAGUUGCCAUAAUAUUGUUCUUUUUUAACGUCAAAAGGAACAGGGACUUUGAGAUAUGAAUAUGGCAAACCAGUCUUUUAUCAUUAGCUCAUGUAUUUGAGGAAGAGCAGCUGUCUUUUAUAUGUUUUUGAAAAAUCAUAUUGUAAUUCUUUUGUACAAAAAAGUAGUACUUGUAUUCUGGAAGAAAUAUUGAAUGCUUAAUUUAUAAGCGGGCUGAGGUUUUGUUUUGUUUUUUCCUUUUUCCCACUAUUUUCUUUGAAAAUGAAAGGGGAUCAUCUCUUCAGUUGCGGGAAUUGGGAAGUUUUGAUUAUUUUGUGGACCAAUAUUUUGGGAAAAGCAAAGGCAGGGGUAAUGCAGGGCUUCAGUCUCAUCCUUGCUUAUACCAGCAAGAUUCACUUCUUAAAAGACAAGUUGCAUUUUGCAACUGCUUGUCAACACGUGUCCAUUGCUUUAGCCCCAGUAAUCUCAGGACUUGGUUUAAAGUUAAAGAGUAGAGAGCCAAUAAGUUUCCAUAAGUAUAUGUCAUCCAGGAAAUAUUUGCUGUUGGUACUGCAUAGAACAAUGUGGAGUUUUGUUUUAUUUGGUCCAUCUUUUGGAAUUUUCUGCUUUGGUGUUUUUUGGGGGGAGAAUUUACUCCAAUAUAAUUCCAUUUGGAAGGCUGUCCGGAAACUUAGUAUGAUCCAAUCAUAGGAAGAGUUAUAUCUGUAAUCCCUAAAACGGUAGCAUUUAAAAAAAAAUCUUUCAAUGCCUACUUUUUCCACAUGGGGAAACAACUCUGACCUUCCUAUCUUUACAGUCAAAAGCACAGAAAGGACAACCUUUUGAAAUCAUGUGAUGUUAGUUCAUUUAAAUUUUCUUAUCUGUUUUAUCUUAUUUGGGUUUUGGUUUUUGCUACACUGUAAAUACAUUGGGGGUACAUAACAUUUUUGUUUUCGUUUUGCCCUUGUUCCAGUUAAAUUUUACAUGUGAACAGCUUCCCCUAAAAAGCACCAGUAUGUUACAUUCUGAUGUCAUGAUCCCACUAUGUGUUACCUUUUAAUCCUGUUUUUCAUGUGUACAGCAGUAUUUUUAAUAAAGAAUACCAGAAAUAA
Messenger RNA from Varanus komodoensis (Komodo dragon), 5491 nucleotides. RefSeq names its product poly(A) specific ribonuclease subunit PAN3 (gene PAN3). Gene Ontology annotation, biological process: nuclear-transcribed mRNA poly(A) tail shortening; protein phosphorylation; mRNA processing. Lineage: Eukaryota; Metazoa; Chordata; Lepidosauria; Squamata; Varanidae. The transcript has 19 exons. The record is from RefSeq and is a predicted model, not a curated record. The coding region runs from base 3 to 2681 and encodes 892 amino acids. Gene Ontology annotation, molecular function: metal ion binding; poly(A) binding; protein kinase activity. Gene Ontology annotation, cellular component: P-body; PAN complex.